UUGGAGAGAAAAAAAAAAAAAUGAAAGGCAAAUUAAUAUUUUAGUCCCAACACUAAUUUCAAUAAUCCUCGUCUCCUUCCCAUGAGAGGGAUUUUCCCAUAAAACCAAAAGGCCCUGACCUCAAAGCCAAAGUCUCUGUCGCUCUCUCUCUCUCUCUCUCUCUCUCUCUCAUGUCAUGUCAUGCAAAUAGCACCUAAGCUUUUAACCCCGCUCACUCCCUUUCACCCCAUGACAUUUGUUUCUCUUCGCCAGCUCAUUCACAGCCCCAAAAAACACACUCCAACCCCAAUCCCUCUCUCUCUCUCUCUCUCUCUCAUAUAACGUAUUCUCCACCAGAUCUCCGGGAGUACCCUCCAUUAAGAUGCGUGCUUUUUCAAUCCUCUCGUUGGUUUAGACCUCUUAUAAAAUCUCCUCAGGCAACAACCACCUCUUUUCAACAUUACCCAUAUGCUCCUUUUUAUUUUUUUUUCUUGUUGAUUCGACUUUUUUUCUUCCUCGGGGUUUCUGGGUUCUCUUGUUUUGAGGAAACCUAUUAAGGCAGAGGGAGAGAGAGAGAGAGAGAGUGUUGUGUGUGUGAGAGUCUGGGGGUUUUUGCUAGAGAGAGAAAAUGGAGAAUGGGUUAGACAGAGAAAGUGGGUCGAUGAUGUUUAGCGAAGAGGAGUUGAGAGAGGUAACUGGAUUGAAAAAAGGAGGAGACUUUAUAGAAGUGACAUGUGGGUGUACCAGCCAUCGGUAUGGUGAUGCUGUUGGCAAGCUUAGGGUUUUCUCUAAUGGUGACCUUGAAAUCACCUGUGAAUGCACCCCUGGUUGCAAUGAAGACAAGUUGACUCCUUCUGCGUUUGAGAAGCAUUCUGGAAGAGAGACAGCUAGAAAGUGGAAAAAUAAUGUUUGGGUGAUAGUUAAUGGGGAGAAGGUUUCAUUAUCAAAGACUGCAUUGCUGAAAUACUACAACCAAGCAUCUAAAAAUGCCAAUGGUACUCAUAGAUCCCAUAACGGAAGAGUUUGUCAUCGUGAUGAGUUUGUUCGCUGUAGCAUGUGUAACAAGGAGAGAAGAUUUCGAUUGCGGACGAAAGAUGAAUGUCGUAUUCACCAUGAUGCUUUAGCAGAUGUGAACUGGAAAUGUUGUGAUCUUCCAUAUGACAGAAUAACAUGUGAUGAUGAUGAAGAGCGAGCAAGUCGCAGGGUAUACAGGGGCUGCACCCGAUCUCCAACAUGCAAGGGUUGUACUUCCUGUGUGUGCUUUGGGUGUGAAAUCUGUCGAUUCACUGAUUGCAGUUGCCAAACUUGCAUUGACUUCACUAGGAAUGCCAAAGCUUGAGUCUUCCACUGCAGUCCUAGGGUGGGUUCUUUAUUUGUUUCUUUAGUUGAGCCAUCCCAACAGAAGAAGCCUUCAAAGACAUUUUAUUUAUUUCAUGUUAGACUUUUAAAUUGCCAGCCCGAGUUCAGCAUUCAUGGAGCUCAUUGACUGGUUUAAAAACUUAAAAUUAAUUAAAUUUGAUUUCCACAUUGAUGUUUGGUCCAUACUUCAUAUUAACAUUUUCUGCUCUACUAUUUUUUCUCAUUUAUAUACUCUUAAAAUUUGUUUAUUCAUUGAUAUAAUCGACA
This is a messenger RNA of Durio zibethinus, 1605 nucleotides long. Its product is annotated as protein ULTRAPETALA 1-like. The record is from RefSeq and is a predicted model, not a curated record. Gene Ontology annotation, cellular component: cytosol; nucleus. Gene Ontology annotation, molecular function: DNA binding. Lineage: Eukaryota; Viridiplantae; Streptophyta; Magnoliopsida; Malvales; Malvaceae.